AAUUUAGCAACUGAUUGUAGUGGUCGAAGUAAUAUAAAUCCAUCGAAAUGUACACUAUUCAGCUGAUUAAACCAAUUCAUAUGUACAUAAACAUAUUUUACCGUUUUGGAUUUUGGCAAAGGGACGAAGAAUCGAAUUACCGUAAAAAUGGAAAGAGAUUUUCUCUUGUGUUUUUCUAUGGGUUGUUUCCAGCUUUUCUGAUAGCGGAUGCAUUUCUACUUGAUGAUCUGAGCGAAUCUCUGCGCGUAAUGAUGAUGUUCUUCGUAUGUGCGAUUAUUUACAUCAAAUGUUUGUACCUGAUUUUCAAGCAAGAAAAAAUCUUUGAAUAUUUAAAUGAUCUCAGUCAUCUGCUCUCACCAAACAAUCGGGAAGAGUACGACCAAACCAACAAGAAACUAAACUUUUUCUCAAACAUAUUUGCUCCAUAUUGUUAUGUAGCUGCAAUUACCGCCACUUGUGGUAUUACUGUGCAACUUCCAAUAUUUAGCGAAGACCAUCAUUUACUACCGUUUUUUAUCAGUAUCUCGUGGAAUGAUUCAGACAUUAUUUAUUAUUCACUAUUUGUAUUUAUUUCAUUGCUAUUGAUGCUAUGCGUCAUAUCUAUAAUGAUCACACCACUGCUUUGGUACAUUAUGUUCAGUUAUUCAAUCGCAUUCGAUCUGUUGGGGAAUCAAUUUAAAAACUUAGGAAGGAAAGAGAUGGAAAUAAAAGACCACAUCCGCCAGAUCGAAGGACCACAUCGUGGGGCAUUCGUUGAUAAAUUCAUUGUUAUGAUAAAAUUUCAUCGAAAUUUGACAGAAACAGUUGAGCGAUUUAAGUCUACCUUCAAUACAUUAUUUAUGGGGCAGAUUACCAUGAGCGGAUUACUAAUUUGUCUAUCAGUCUACAAUUUGUCUAUUAUUUCGACGGACAAUAUGUUUGUAAUUCAAUCGAAUGUUGUUGUGUUGACCUACGCAGUUGCCGACAUUUUUAUGAUUAUGCACUUUGGAAAUGAAAUAACUGAUUCGAGCAGCCGAUUGGGUUACCGCUUAUUCGAAUCCAAUUGGAUUGAACAAACGGAAACGGACAAAAAGUAUGUUCUAAUCAUGUGCGAAAUAUUAAAGCAACCACUAGAAAUUGUGAUCCUAAUCUAUCCACUGAACUUGGAAACUUUUACAUCGUAUUUUCAGAAGUAAAUAGUUUAUAAAUAAUCAACACAUCAUGAAUGGUGCCUACAGUAUGUUCAACUUAUUGUUAAGCCAGCAGUGAGAAACGAUGACCAUGUACAUAGCACUCUCAGACAGCCUAGCUAGCUAUAAACCUAACCUAACUGUAAAUUCUGUUUACUUUACUUGUGAGGUAAAGUGGCUAUUCCCUCACUAGUGAAAACCAUUUUCCUCGCUCGUAAAGUAAAACGUUAUACUUUA
Messenger RNA from Bradysia coprophila, 1406 nucleotides. RefSeq names its product odorant receptor 94a-like. NCBI's taxonomy places the organism in Eukaryota, Metazoa, Arthropoda, Insecta, Diptera, Sciaridae. Gene Ontology annotation, biological process: detection of chemical stimulus involved in sensory perception of smell; sensory perception of smell. Gene Ontology annotation, molecular function: odorant binding; olfactory receptor activity. Gene Ontology annotation, cellular component: plasma membrane. The record is from RefSeq and is a predicted model, not a curated record.